AUGGAUCAGCUCAGAGAAGUCGAGCGCCUUCAACAACUCAUCGUCCGCCUUGCGUGGGUACGCUUCAACUCAGCUCAGCAUCACCUGCUGUCUUCAUGUGCAACAGGUGUAAAGACACUAAAGGGCGCUUCCAUUCUAUGCGAACGUGGUGACCGGCCACAGUCCUGCGCACCCAUUAGCACAGUGGACUAUGUGGAGCCUCAUUUCACUUCAAAUACUCUUGAUCCAGCCCUAGCAGUCCGAACCCUGUCAGACUAG
Messenger RNA from Hydatigera taeniaeformis, 258 nucleotides. The record is from the annotation of a GenBank genome assembly. NCBI's taxonomy places the organism in Eukaryota, Metazoa, Platyhelminthes, Cestoda, Cyclophyllidea, Taeniidae.